GGUUUUGUUUGUGCGCGUGCGCGGGGGUGGAGCCCGCCCUCACUUCCGGGCGGGCCGCGCGGCGGCUGGCCGAAGGCGGUGGUGGCACCUCGCCCAUGUCGGCGCCGUUCGAGGAGCGGAGCGGGGUGGUGCCCUGCGCCACCCCCUGGGGCCGCUGGUACCAGACCCUGGAGGAGGUGUUCAUCGAGGUGCGCGUGCCGCCGGGCACCCGCGCCCGCGACGUGCGCUGCAGUCUGCGGAGCCGCCACGUCGCCCUCGCCGUGGGGGGCGAGGAGGUGCUGCAGGGUAAACUUUUUGACUCUACAAUAGCUGAUGAAGGAACAUGGACAUUAGAGGACAGGAAAUUGAUACGAAUUGUUCUAACAAAGACAAACCGAGAUGCUGGAAAUUGUUGGACGUCUCUGUUAGAAAAUGAAUAUGCUGCUGAUCCUUGGGUACAGGACCAGAUGCAAAGGAAACUUACGCUGGAGCGAUUCCAAAGAGAGAACCCUGGAUUUGACUUCAGUGGGGCAGAAAUUUCUGGAAAUUACAGCAAAGGAGGACCAGACUUUUCUAGUCUUGGAAAGUAGACUGUUUUCACCUAUGUUCUUUGAGAGGAAUUAUACAAUGCACUUAAGGACUGGAUUACAUAACUGGUGAAGACUUCAGUGAUCUAUUCAGCAGAACGUUGGCGAUUACUUAUUUCUAUGAGAGAAGCUAUUUUCCGGUAGAAUCAAGACAAAGUGUUAGCAGCUGAUUUUUUAAGCUGUGAUAACUUCCUAAUAUUAUGGACAAAAUACACAAAAAGAUCUAUUCUUAAAAAAAAAAAAGCCAACAGCUUUAAGUUGAGUAUCUUUCUUUUCUUAUGUUGUAUUAAACUAGUCAGUUACAAAUAUAACAUUUGUCUUUAUGUGAGAAUGUCACCUUAUUAACUUGUGAAGCAUUUUAGGAAGGCUACAGUUAGUUCUCUAAGAAUUUGUAAACUUCACUCUACAAUAGUGAUUUGAAUAAAAAAAACAUAUAGCAUCUUGCAGCACAUAAGGGUUUAUAAUCCAUUGUGUCGUCGAUUAUAGAACUAAUGUUUAAUCUUACCUACUAGGUAAGUGAUACCAGAAGACAGACAGGUCAGGUGAAAGUGUGUAUGUAAAUAAUUUUGUGCUAAUGUAAUAUAUCCUUUCCAUAUAAAUAUUUGAAAUUUGGAAGUGAGCGGAAUAUUGAUGACUUUUGAAAUGACAGAAUACACAAACUAUUAAAGAAGGAAAAGUCCCAAAGCAGGAAAUAGUAUUUUACAUCUAUUCAUGACCAACAUAUAGCACCAGCUGCUUAUUAGGUAUCUAAGAAUAUGCAGUUGUAGAUUUCCGUAAAUAUAGUUUUAAAGUUAGUAGCCAAAUUUUAAACUUGGUUAUUGCCAAGAUCUAGUAUUUUGUAUUUGGAAAUUAUGCAUCAACAUUUUCUACUCAUUCUUAAGGUUGCAACCGAGAACCACUCCAAGAACAGCAUUAUCAAGUGCUAAUAUUGUGUCAAAUGGACUAACAGAGGAAGAAAGCAUUAUUGCUGAUGCUUGUUAACUACUGUUAAGCUCUGAGCAGAAGUCUCUUCACUGAAGAUAAAUUGCCACAAACUGUGAAUGCAUUGCUGAGCCUUAUUUUACAAUUACAUCAUUAUUUCAGUUGGCAUAUGACAAAAAUAAAACAAUAGUUGGGGA
Dromaius novaehollandiae (emu) is the source of this 1684-nucleotide messenger RNA. RefSeq names its product NudC domain containing 2 (gene NUDCD2). The transcript is spliced from 4 exons. Bases 96 to 569 code for a protein of 157 amino acids. Gene Ontology annotation, biological process: protein folding. The record is from RefSeq and is a predicted model, not a curated record. Lineage: Eukaryota; Metazoa; Chordata; Aves; Casuariiformes; Dromaiidae. Gene Ontology annotation, cellular component: cytoplasm.